Messenger RNA from Melampsora larici-populina 98AG31, 384 nucleotides. RefSeq lists its product as uncharacterized. The transcript has a single exon. The coding region runs from base 1 to 384 and encodes 127 amino acids. Lineage: Eukaryota; Fungi; Basidiomycota; Pucciniomycetes; Pucciniales; Melampsoraceae. The record is from RefSeq and is a predicted model, not a curated record.
AUGUCAUUUCAAGUUCAAUUAGAUCAAACUCGUCAACAAUUGUAUCAGAGUCAAACUCAACCAAAUCAGAGUCAACCAGAUCCGAAUCAAAAUAAAUUAGACCUGACGAGAGAGAAAUCAAUUCAAGCAAAUGGUGAUCAAGUAAUCCAAAACAAGGAAUCAAAUCGAGUAUUAACACAAGCAGAGGCGGUGGCGAAGGGGAUCCAACCAGGCCAAAGACUUCAAACUCCUAGACAAGGUGCGAUUGGCAAGAAUACUAAAAGAGGAAGCAAAGGUUCAAACCGUAAUCCAAAGAGCCUUUGUGGAGUUGGUAUUCCAAAACGAGGUCGUCGCCCGAUUGGAAUCAAGAAAGCUAAAGGGAUUGGAAAGAGGAUGGAUGGAUGA